GUCCAGCGGUUGUUUCUAUGACUGCGUUACGUUAUGUCCGAUGCCGAAGUUUGUGAUUCAGUUGGAAAAGAUAUUCAGAAGGAAAUAUCAGACAAACUUUCUGCUGCAAAAGAAUGGGGGAGUUAUUUAUUUUCAAAAGCCGUGAAGUCCAGUGAGGAAGCGGUUAAAAAACUUAGUGAUCGAAUAGAUUUAACCGAAAUCAAAUCAGUUGUAAAUGAUGUAACAGCUUCUGUCAAACAGGUCCCACUCAUACGUGAGUUUGAAAAAGCUCAAGCUGACUUUGCUGUAACAUCUCAAAAUAAGAAUGAAGAAGCAAUUCGUUUUCGUUCAUCAUCUCAAUCUGAACUUCCACCAUGGCAUCCCGAUAUAUGCGGAUUAAGUGAUUGUGAUGCUCUAUCUUCACUGAAAGAACAAAUCCUAGCUUUAAGUCAAAAUCCGAAUAACUUUCUUAUUUCUCCUCCUGAAGAAGCUCAGCUCGAAUGGACAUCACCAAUACCUGACAAUUUAUUACGUGAAGCUCAAAUCCUUUUAAAAGAAGAUCCUAAUUUAGGUUCUAUAAGGUAUCGACUUGUCCCUAGCAAAAUUAGUGAAGAGAUAUUUUGGAGAAAUUAUUUCUAUCGUCUAUCCUUAAUACAACAAUCUGCUAGCCUCUCCGCUGUUAUGGACGAUGCUCAUCAACCAAACAUGGGUAAUAAUGGUGGUAUUACAAAUGAUAACAAUGUUUCUGACACUGAUUUUGUAUGCGUUGAACAAAAUCCUAUUUGGUCUAAAAUGAAUACAAAUCUUAAAGAAAAGGAAAAAUCUAAUGAAGUUUCAAAUAAUAAUAAUCGUAAAGCAAAUAAUUCUUCUAUGAAAUCAAAAAUAACAUCAGAUAAAUCUUUAAAUACUUCAAGAUCUAAAGAGAAAUCUAAAAUGAAUUCAAUAAACAUCUCAAAAUGUUCACCAACUUCUAUUUUAAACAAUUCACAAAAUAAUGAUAAUUCUUCUCAUAGUUCUUCUACUAAAACAUUGGAAGAACAAUUAGAAGAAGAGAUUGCUCGUGAAGUGGAUGAACUUGUUUUAACUAAAUCAGAGAAUAAUUCUAUUCAUCCAAUUAAUAAUAAUAAUAAUAACAAUGAUGAUGAUCUAUCUGUAACAGAUGAAAUUGAUGAAGAAUUAGAAUUGGAAAUAUUAGCUGAAUUAGAAGGUGGUAAUAAUACGGUCGGUCAUUCCACUAGUUGUAAUGUUGAUGAUAGUGUCAAAGAAGCGAAUAGUUAAUGCAAGAGAAAAAGAAUGUUAGACAAAGACAAAAAAACAAAACAAAAAUUCAUUGAAAGUACACUUUUGAUUCUUUUCUUUUUAUGCCAUUAAAAAUUUAAAAUACAAUAAAAAGUGUUUCUUUCUUUUGUAUGACACGCCGUAGUUAUCUUUGAUAUAUACAUUAUUGUUUCUUUUUAUUUCGCAAGUAAUUUCCCUCUCCCCCCUUUUUUUGGCAAAUUAAAAGAACCACUGACCACCUGAUUAUAAUUGAUAAUGUUGUGUAGUUGCGUUGUUUGUUUCUCUUUUAAUUUUUGUCCAUAGUGUAUGUGGUGUAUUCACCACUUUCCUUUUCACACUUUUUGUUCACAUAUCAAUUAGUGAUCACUAUAUUAUUAUCAUUAUUAUAAUGCUUGUUUAUUUGAUCUUUUUUCCUUCAAAUUUUUAAUUCUUAAAAUGCUUUUCACUGUAUUGGAAGGUUUAAUUAUUUAUUUUCACUAAUGAUGUAAUAAAGUUGCUUUACAUAACCAAUUUUAUAUACAC
Messenger RNA from Schistosoma haematobium, 1779 nucleotides. RefSeq names its product Synapse-associated protein 1 (gene SYAP1). Lineage: Eukaryota; Metazoa; Platyhelminthes; Trematoda; Strigeidida; Schistosomatidae. The transcript is spliced from 6 exons. The record is from RefSeq and is a predicted model, not a curated record. The coding region runs from base 34 to 1257 and encodes 407 amino acids. Gene Ontology annotation, cellular component: cytoplasm.